Molecule: messenger RNA, 267 nt
Organism: Neurospora tetraspora
Lineage: Eukaryota; Fungi; Ascomycota; Sordariomycetes; Sordariales; Sordariaceae
Product: mitochondrial import inner membrane translocase subunit tim-9
Exons: 3
Coding region: 1-267 (88 amino acids)
Source: RefSeq, a predicted model, not a curated record
AUGGAUGGACUUACAGCCGCCGAGAGCCGCGAGCUCGACCAGCGCCUUCAGAAACGCCAGGUUAAGGAGUUUAUGAGUGUCUUCGGCAACCUAGUCGACAACUGCUUCACCGCCUGCGUCGACGACUUCACCUCCAAGGCCCUCUCCGGCCGCGAGUCCGGCUGCAUCAGCCGCUGCGUGCUCAAGUCCAUGUCGACCCAGACCCGCCUGGGCGAGCGCUUUGGCGAGCUCAACGCUGCCAUGACUGCUGAGAUGCAGAGGCGGUAA